AUGGCCAGGAUAAAUCCGCACCGCGACACCACUGUGGAGGAAGUUGACAACGCUCCAUUCAAUCUACUUCAAUCCCCACUUUUACGUCUCCCAGGUGAGCUGCGCAACCGGAUCUUCGCCCUCGCUUUCGAUACCGCAGACCUGCAACAGCUCUGGUACGAAAAUACCCCUCCCCGUAGAGUCGCUAAUACGGGACGUCCUUUGAGUCAGACUUGCACCAAAGUGCGCAAGGAGAUCGAACACCUGCACGACUCCUACACCAAGUUGCGCAUCCUCGAGGGUUACGCCAGUGUGCACCAAAUUUUCCACCCCAUCGGAGAGUAA
Molecule: messenger RNA, 324 nt
Organism: Didymella exigua CBS 183.55
Lineage: Eukaryota; Fungi; Ascomycota; Dothideomycetes; Pleosporales; Didymellaceae
Exons: 2
Coding region: 1-324 (107 amino acids)
Source: RefSeq, a predicted model, not a curated record